Molecule: messenger RNA, 525 nt
Organism: Entamoeba histolytica HM-1:IMSS
Lineage: Eukaryota; Evosea; Mastigamoebida; Endamoebidae
Exons: 1
Biological process (GO): protein dephosphorylation
Molecular function (GO): protein serine/threonine phosphatase activity
Source: RefSeq, a predicted model, not a curated record
AUGAGUUUUAAUGAUGAUGUUCAACGAAUCAUGGAAUCUCAGAAAUGGGAAGAGAUUGGUGAGCUUAAAGAAGGAAAUGUGUUUGUUUCAACUAAUAAAAUAGAUGAGCUUUUAAACAAUGUGGAAAUCAAAGAUUGUGAAAGAAAGGGAGAAAGGAAGGUGUGGUUUUCAAGGAGUUCAAGCAUUGGACCUAAAAAAAGAAUGGAAGAUUUUGAUGUUUUUGUUGAAGAUAUGAAAAUGCUCAGUAAUAAAACUUCAGAAAGUAUUGCAUUUUUUGGAGUAUUUGAUGGACAUUUAGGAACGUCUACUGCUGAUUAUUGUUCAUUUAAAAUAUAUAAUGAAAUAAUUCGGCACAAAGAAUUUCCAAACAAUUUGAAAAGGGUUGUUUGUGAUGCUAUUUAUUCAGUAGAAAAUGGAUUUAAACCACUAGCAGAAAAACUUAGUGCUAAUGCUGGAACAACAGCAGCAAUUGCAUUAAUUACUGAACGAAAUAUUAUAACAGCAAAUGUUGGAGAUACAGAAAUU